Molecule: messenger RNA, 1865 nt
Organism: Cajanus cajan (pigeon pea)
Lineage: Eukaryota; Viridiplantae; Streptophyta; Magnoliopsida; Fabales; Fabaceae
Product: zinc finger CCCH domain-containing protein 67
Molecular function (GO): metal ion binding; mRNA binding
Source: RefSeq, a predicted model, not a curated record
CAACAGAAAGCAACACACAUUUUUCUGUUUUUAUGUUCACACUCACACACACUGCUUCUGGUUUCUGAUUCCCCUUGUAUAAAAACGCAACCUUUUUGCUCCUCCUUUCUCUUCUUCUCACUCUCCGUGUGUUAUUUCCCUUUUCCCUUUUCAAUAAAAACCACCUUCCGUUAUUAGGGUUUGAAAUGUGGAGGGAGAAUGGAAGGCUCUGAAUCCGAUUCUGCAGCACUUUCCAAUUCCAAUGGCGCAGAGCCCCAAUUGGAGGCUCCUUCUUCCCCCGUCGCUCAUCCUGAGCCGUCAGAUCUCAAUCACGCGGCUGAGGAAGACCCACUCGCUGGGGAGCUUCAGACUAAGUUGGAUUUGAAGGGUGGGGACGAAGGUGAGGAGAAAGUUUCGAACUUUAACGAUGGUGGAGGAGUUUGUGACGAAGAAACUGCUAAGGGUGAUGGAGAUAGUAGGGGUUGGGAGACUAAUAGUUGGAAUGAGGAAGUGGGUGUUGAUGUUGAUGUUGAGGGUGAUGGUGAUGGUGAUGUGGAUGUUCAUGAUGAUGACGAUGAUGGUGAUGGAGUGGAAAAGAAGGAAGAGAAAAGCAGUGGUGGAACUCACCAGUACCCUUUGAGGCCUGAAGCUGAAGAUUGUGCAUUUUAUAUGAAAACUGGGAAUUGCAAGUUUGGGUUUAACUGCAAGUUUAAUCACCCCAUUAGGAGGAAAAGCCAGGCUACUAAAGAGAAGGCUGGAGAAAGAGAAGAACCUACAGAUAGAUCGGGAAUGACAGAAUGCAAGUAUUAUCAAAGGUCUGGGGGUUGUAAGUUUGGAAAAUCUUGUAAAUACAACCACACAAGAGGAAAAUUUUCAACAACGCCAGUUUUAGAACUCAACUUUCUUGGUCUGCCUAUUCGUCCGGGAGAGAGAGAGUGCCCCUAUUACAUGCGCACUGGCUCUUGUAAGUUUGGAGCAAACUGCAAGUUCAACCAUCCUGAUCCUACAGCUGGUGGAGGAUGUGAUCCUCCUUCAGGGUAUGGUAAUGGAGGGUCUAUUUCAUUACAAGGUGUAUCACAACCGUCCUGGUCUUCUUCAAGAACAUUAAAUGAAGCAACUCCUUUUGUGCCAAUGAUGCUUUCACCUACUCAGGGAGUUUCUACCCAAAGUUCUGAUUGGAAUGGAUAUCAGGCACCUGUCUACUUACCUGAGAGGAGCAUGCAUCCACCUUCUACGUUUGUCAUGAACAACCCAACAAUCGAUACAAAUGUUUACAUGCCCCAUCCCCAUCAAAAGCAAGUGCUUGCUGAAGAGUUUCCAGAACGGCCUGGUGAACCUGAAUGCAACUUCUUCUUAAAAACUGGGGAUUGCAAGUUCAAAUCUAAUUGUAAAUUUCACCAUCCAAAGAAUAGGAUUGCAAGAUUACCUCCAUGCAACCUCAGUGACAAGGGUCUGCCUCUGAGACCUGAUCAAAGUGUUUGCUCACACUACAGUCGCUAUGGAAUAUGCAAAUUUGGACCAGCUUGUAAGUAUGACCAUCCCAUAAACUUGCAGCCCUUGAUGCCUGAACUUGGUCAGCAAUCCUACUCAAACUCGGCUAGUGUUGAGGUGGCUGGGAUAGGUGGAAGUGCAGUUACAACUGACGCAACAAUUCAGCAAUCUGUGUAAACAUGUUUGUCUGAGGAUCUUCUAGCUUUGAGGAUGCAUAUCACCCAAAAUUUGUAGUUUUCUUCUUAAACAUGAUAAAUUUAUUUAACUUUUCCUAGCACUGUCCAAUGUGACACAAGCUUUGCAAAGAAUAGCAACAUAUGUAUGUCAAACAGUUUUUAUGUAUUUAUUACAACAUCUGCAUAUGUAGAUUAUCUUUUCUUGUUCGUUUUCUCUCA